AUGGAAGCAUCGGACAACCGAUUAUCUGAUCUGGUAGGCGCAUUGAAAUCAUGGGUCCCUCGGCGGUCCGAGCCAGCUAAUGUGUCGAGGGACUUUUGGAUGCCCGAUCAGAGUUGCAGGGUUUGCUACGAGUGUGAUUCCCAGUUUACCUUCUACAAUCGCAAACAUCACUGUAGAUUUUGUGGCCGUGUAUUCUGUGCCAAGUGCACUGACAAUUGGGUGACUCCACAGUCUACUGAUUCAGAUACCAUCAGGGAAGAUUCAGGGAAGAUUAGGGUUUGUAAUUACUGUUUCAAACAAUGGCAGCAAGGUGGCUUAGACACCUCUGUUGAUCAUGGGAUCCAGGUCACCAGCCUGGAUCUCAGCACUUCUCCUUCCACUGUCAGUCUCGUCAGUACCAAAUCUAGUGGCACUGCCGACAGUAGUUUUGUAACUUGUACAUCUUUCCCACAUUCAGUCGACUCUUACCAACAGAAUCCAAAUCAUUCUGGAAUUAGUCCUCGUCAAUCUUCAGUGAUGGAAUCAAAUUUAAACGAUGAAUUUGCUGUUGAUAACUCCUAUUAUGAUGAACUACAGUUAGAUGAUGUCGGCAAUGAUUACGGAUGUCGUAAAGUGCAUCCUGAUGGAGAAGAAGCCACUGUUGCAAAAAGUGAAAGCAGUUCUUCAUUACAAAACAGUUUUGAUUCCAGGUAUUUCGAGAAAAAAGAAGAUGAACCUGAUGUUAAUGAUGAAUGUGAAGCUUCUUCUUCAUCUUUAUAUGCUGCACAAGAGAUUGAAUCUGAGCCUGUUGAUUUUGAGAACAAUGGUGUCCUAUGGCUACCUCCUGAACCUGAAGACGAAGAAGAUGAAAGAGAACCACUUCUAUUUGAUGAUGACGAUGAUGGGGAUGGUGCAGGAGAGUGGGGAUAUACCCGUAGUUCAGACACUGUUGGGAGUGGAGAGUUUCGCAAUAGGGAUAAAUCAAAUGAAGAACACAAGCAGGCAAUGAAGACUGUAGUUGAUGGACACUUUAGGGCUUUAGUAUCUCAGUUGUUGCAGGUUGAGAACCUUUCUGUAGGUGAAGAAGAUGAUAAAGAUGAUUGGUUAGAGAUAAUCACAUCGUUGUCAUGGGAGGCUGCAUCAUUGCUAAAACCAGACACAAGUAAAGGUGGUGGGAUGGAUCCAGGAGGUUAUGUGAAGAUAAAAUGUUUAGCUACUGGACGUCGUUCUGACAGUAUGGUGGUCAAAGGAGUUGUUUGUAAGAAAAAUGUGGCACAUAGGCGGAUGACAUCAAGAAUAGAGAAACCAAGAUUCAUGAUUCUUGGAGGUGCUCUUGAGUAUCAACGAGUUUCUAACCUCCUGUCAAGUUUUGAUACUUUACUACAACAGGAAAUGGAUCAUCUAAAGAUGGCCGUAGCAAAGAUAGACGCACACCAGCCUGAUGUACUUUUGGUAGAGAAAUCAGUUUCACGAUAUGCACAAGAAUAUCUUCUGGCGAAAGACAUAUCACUUGUUUUGAAUAUCAAAAGGCCACUUUUGGAAAGAAUAGCCCGAUGCACUGGUGCUCAGAUAGUUCCUUCAAUCGACCAUCUUUCCUCUCAGAAAUUGGGAUACUGUGAUUUGUUCCAUGUUGAAAAGUUUGUUGAAGAACAUGGAACUGCAGGCCAGGCUGGCAAGAAAUCUUUGAAGACAUUGAUGUACUUUGAAGGGUGUCCAAAACCCUUUGGUUGCACUAUAUUACUUAGAGGUGCAAGUGGUGAUGAAUUGAAGAAAGUGAAGCAUGUGGUUCAGUAUGGAGUUUUUGCUGCUUAUCAUUUGGCAUUGGAGACAUCUUUUCUUGCUGAUGAAGGUGCUUCACUGCCCGAACUGCCCUUGAAUUCUCCACUAACCGUGGCACUUCCUGAUAAGGCAUCAAGUAUUGACCGGUCAAUUUCAACAAUACCUGGUUUUACUCUCCCACCAAAUGAGGGCCCACAUAAAUACACUGAAACAGAAAGGUCAAACAAUGCUCCUAUGGCAGAUGUAUUUUCUUCUAUAAUGAGCCAGAAGGCACAAGUAAUGCUGAUGCCACUUGGCUCCAAUGCUCAUAACCAUCAAGAUUCUUUAGAUGCUACUGAUGCACCAAUUGAAACAAAGGAUACUGCUGAUGUCACUGCCAAUGGGUUUGGGCAUCCUCACCCCCAACACAGUUUGGUUAGGAGUUCACAUAAUAGUGAUGAUGGAUUGUAUCUGCAAAUGGAUGGAAAAAAUGGGAAAGAGGAAUCUGUUUCAUCAAAGGAAGAGUUUCCUCCUACACCAUCAGAUCAUCAGAGCAUUUUGGUAUCUUUGUCAUCACGAUGUGUCUGGAAAGGGACUGUCUGUGAAAGGUCUCAUCUUUUUCGCAUCAAAUAUUAUGGAAACUUUGAUAAACCAUUGGGACGUUUUCUUCGAGAUAAUCUCUUUGAUCAAGGUUAUAGAUGUCCUUCGUGUGAGAUGCCUUCAGAAGCACAUGUACAGUGUUACACACAUAGGCAAGGAACCCUAACCAUAUCCGUGAAGAAGUUGCCUGAAAUUCUGUUACCAGGAGAAAAAGAAGGUAAGAUUUGGAUGUGGCACAGGUGCUUGAAGUGUCCACGGGUUAGUGGAUUCCCACCUGCAACUCGAAGAAUUGUGAUGUCAGAUGCUGCCUGGGGUUUAUCAUUUGGGAAGUUUCUAGAACUCAGCUUUUCUAACCAUGCUGCUGCUAGCAGGGUUGCAAACUGUGGCCAUUCACUACAUCGGGACUGUCUUCGCUUUUAUGGGUUUGGCAAAAUGGUUGCUUGCUUCCGCUAUGCACGCAUUGAUGUCCAUUCUGUUUACCUUCCACCUGCGAAACUUGUUUUUAAAUAUGAGAAUCAGGAGUGGAUACAAAAUGAAUUGAAUGAGGUUGUUAGCCGGGCUGAGCUGUUAUUUUCUGAAAUCCUUAAUGCCCUGAGCCAGAUAGCAGAGAAGAAUUUUGGGAAAAGUUCAGUUAAUAGUAGCUCACCAUCAAGACGCCAGAUAGCAGAUUUGGAAGAUAUGUUACAAAAGGAGAAAGCAGAAUUCGAGGAGUCACUUGAGAAGAUUUUAAACCAGGAGGGAAAGAAAGGCCAAAACAUGAUUGAUAUUCUUGAGAUUAACCGAUUGCGAAGACAGCUGUUAUUCCAAUCGUACGUGUGGGACCACCGACUCGUGUAUGCAGCCAGUGUUCAUAGCAACAGUCCACGUGGCGAUCUGAACGAAUCAAGAUCCGAAAAUAACGAUUCAUACAAAGAUUCAGAUGUUACUGGGACUCAGCCUCAAGUGAUCAAUAAAGAAACCGAAGAUUCCGACCAUGAAAAUUCUGAUCCAGCAACAUCAAACGAUGUAGGGGUAAAUAGGUCAUUAUCCGAAGGGCAGCUUUCUGUUAUGGCAAGUUUGUCCGACACCCUAGAUGCUGCCUGGACAGAUUCUUCGGUGGGUGAUCGCGUGGAAGAAUCCAAGUCAUCACUUUCAUCUCCUUCAUUGUCUACACGAAAUUCUGAAAAUAUAGACGAUACAACAAGCUGGUUCAGCAUGCCGUUUUUAAACUUUUACCGGGCUUUGAAUAAAAACUUUCUAUCAAGUUCUCAAAAGCUGGACACACUCAACGAUUACAAACCUGUUUACAUCUCAUCAUAUCGCGAAUCUGAGCUCCAGGGUGGCGCUAGGUUGCUCAUGGCAGUGGGUGUAAAUGACACUGUUGUCCCUGUAUAUGAUGACGAACCCACAAGUAUCAUAUCAUACACGCUGCUCUCAGCUGAUUACAUCUCCCAAAUGUCCGGUGAUUUUGAAAGACUAAGAGAUGGUGAAGCAUCAUCAUCAUCUUCUAUCUUCACAUCACAAUCUGCUGAUCCAGUCAUGUUUCAGUCGUUUUCCAAUUUUGAUGAGACAACACUUGAAUCUCUUAGAAGUAUUGGCGAUGAAAGUCUUUUGUCCAUGUCAGCAUCUCGAAGCUCCCUGAUGCUUGACCCUGUGUCAUAUACAACAGCUUUACACGCGAGAGUUGAGUUUACAGAUGAUGGACCACUUGGGAAAGUGAAGUACACGGUGACUUGUUACUAUGCGAAACGAUUCGAAGCGUUAAGGAGAAUUUGUUGCCCUUGUGAACUUGAUUAUAUACGGUCUCUUAGUCGAUGUAAAAAAUGGGGUGCUCAAGGUGGUAAAAGUAAUGUUUUCUUUGCGAAAACUUUGGAUGAAAGGUUCAUAAUCAAACAAGUUACAAAAACAGAGCUUGAGUCGUUUAUCAAAUUUGCUCCUGCAUACUUCAAGUAUCUAUCCGAGUCUAUUGGUACUGGAAGUCCUACAUGUCUUGCUAAGAUUUUGGGCAUUUAUCAGGUGACUAAGCAAAUGAAAGGCGGGAAAGAAUCGAAGAUGGAUGUGCUGGUUAUGGAGAAUCUUUUAUUCGGAAGGAAUCUAACACGGCUUUAUGAUCUAAAAGGGUCUUCAAGAUCACGGUAUAAUCCUGAUUCCAGUGGGAGCAACAAAGUAUUACUUGAUCAGAAUCUGAUUGAAGCGAUGCCAACUUCUCCGAUAUUCGUCGGAAACAGAGCCAAACGCUUGUUGGAAAGAGCUGUCUGGAAUGAUACUGCUUUUCUUGCUUCGAUUGAUGUGAUGGAUUAUUCGUUGCUAGUUGGGGUAGACGAAGAGAAACACGAACUGGUAUUAGGGAUUAUCGACUUCAUGAGACAGUAUACAUGGGACAAACAUUUGGAGACAUGGGUGAAGGCUUCCGGGUUCCUUGGUGGACCCAAAAACGCGUCUCCCACUGUGAUCUCACCCAAACAGUACAAAAAGAGAUUUAGGAAAGCAAUGACAACCUACUUCCUUAUGGUACCAGAUCAAUGGUCUCCUCCAGCUGUUGUACCAAGCAAGUCACACACACAAACUGAAGAUGUGGUGGAAUGA
Messenger RNA from Lactuca saligna, 4902 nucleotides. The record is from the annotation of a GenBank genome assembly. Lineage: Eukaryota; Viridiplantae; Streptophyta; Magnoliopsida; Asterales; Asteraceae.